AUGUCACCUACUAAUGCUACUCCUCUGCUACAACAUACGUGCCCGCAGUUUUCGGCGGGCGAGACAGCCUUCGAGCCAUCACUCCUCAGUAGUGAUGGAGUUUUCCUGUUUGGGAGCCACUCUGCAUCUUGCGGGUCAAGGUCUUCAAAGUUACCGGUGAUGAUGUCGCCAACUUGGCUUCUGCCAAAUAGGGCUGUGACCUUGACCAGUUUGAUAGGCGGCAAAAAGAGUUUUUUCAACCUAUUAAACCAGAAAGAUCCGCAGAGAGUCUCCGAAUAUGUUGCGGACUACAUCAUCAGCCGUAUCAAACAAUUUGCUCCGUCAGAAGAUAGGCCCUUUGUCCUUGGUUUACCCACUGGAAGCAGUCCACAGACCGUCUACCGCAUCCUCGUCCAGCGGUAUAAAGCUGGCGAGAUUUCCUUCAAACAUGUCAUCACUUUCAACAUGGACGAGUAUGUGGGGCUUCCCCGCGAUCACCCAGAAAGCUACCACAGCUUCAUGUACAAACACCUCUUCUCGCAUGUCGAUAUCCCCCCCAAAAACAUAAAUAUCCUAAACGGCAACGCUCCCGACCCGGUCAAAGAAUGUGCCGACUACGAGGCCAAAAUCCUGCAAGUGGGUGGCAUAGAUCUAUUCCUCGGCGGCGUCGGCGCAGACGGGCACAUCGCCUUCAACGAGCCAGGUAGCAGCCUCCGCUCGCGCACGCGUGUCAAGACACUCGCCUACGACACCCUCUUAGCCAACUCGCGCUUUUUCAAUAAUGACAUCUCGCAAGUACCCCGCCAGGCGAUGACGGUGGGGAUCCAAACGAUCUUGGACUCACGCGAGGUGGUGAUUGUCGUGACGGGCGCGCAUAAGGCUACAGCGCUGCAGAAGGGUAUAGAGAGCGGCGUCAAUCACAUGUGGACGCUUUCAGCGCUCCAACUACAUCCCCAUCCGCUGAUUGUUGUGGAUGAGGACGCGACGUUGGAGUUGAAGGUGAAGACUGUCAAGUACUUCGUCAGCAUUGAGCAAGCCGGCACCGAUGCGCGGACCCAGGGACCGCCCUUGGUCCAUCGCACAAAGCAAUAUAGACCUCCAGUUAUGACUCCACCUCACUCCCCGGGCGCGAACGAUGCCUCAACCCCCGUCAAGGAUAGCAAGCUCACGAUCGAUACAUCCGGUUUCCACCCACGAACUGCAAAUGGUGGCGGGGAAGAAGAGCUGGACGAGUUGACCCCAGAUAGCAUGUCAUCACGCCUUAAAGAUUCUUCAAUUGCGGGACUAGAUGCGACGAUCGCGGGCGAUUUGGUUUUUGAUAGGAUGGGGUCAAGGAUUGAUGAAGUAUGA
This is a messenger RNA of Histoplasma capsulatum G186AR, 1329 nucleotides long. RefSeq names its product glucosamine 6-phosphate deaminase. Gene Ontology annotation, biological process: N-acetylglucosamine catabolic process; carbohydrate metabolic process; N-acetylneuraminate catabolic process. The record is from RefSeq and is a predicted model, not a curated record. Gene Ontology annotation, molecular function: identical protein binding; glucosamine-6-phosphate deaminase activity. The transcript has 5 exons. Gene Ontology annotation, cellular component: cytoplasm. NCBI's taxonomy places the organism in Eukaryota, Fungi, Ascomycota, Eurotiomycetes, Onygenales, Ajellomycetaceae. Bases 1 to 1329 code for a protein of 442 amino acids.